This is a messenger RNA of Amoebophrya sp. A120, 4505 nucleotides long. NCBI's taxonomy places the organism in Eukaryota, Dinophyceae, Syndiniales, Amoebophryaceae. The record is from the annotation of a GenBank genome assembly.
GCUGCUGCAAAGGCCAAAGUCGCGAACAAGCUUCAGCAACGCUGGCGGGAGAGGAAGGAGCAGCGGGAGAAGGCACGUCUCGCCGCGAGGAAUCAAAACCGCUGGGCGACUCUGACUGAGGCGCAAUUAGUUGCCGCAGGGAAAAGCGCACUUGAUAAAGAACGGGAACAGAUUGCGAGGACCACUGAGAUUCAGAACCGGUGGGAGGAGAUGGCAGCCGCUGCACUGGAGCGAGCCAAGGAAAAAGAAGCGGAAGACAGUGCUGCGCUGGCAAUUCCUGCAGUUUCUCCUCCAAAACCUGCGGCAGGUGUAGGCGCGGCUCUCAGCAACAUCGCCCAAAAUAUAAAUAAUCCUUUUGGAGGCCAGAAGGCCGUGAACAGAGAGCCGAAUCGCGAUCCUUUUUGUCAAAAAUCGCCUUAUGGAGCCCUUGCUGCGUUUGAGGAAUGGUUGCACAGCGGAAUUAGAGACCACGGCGCUAUGAACUCAAAUGGUGAAUUUGAUGACAACAUUCUUUACAAUCUUCUUUCCAGCAAGGACGUCUUCCGACAGGAUCCCAAUACUUUGCGGCAGCAUCAAGACGCACUCGUAAGAGAAUUCGCCACUCUCAGGCUCGCAACGGAGUGGUUCGCCCGCUGUGUCGCGGCGAAGCCGAAGUCUGCUGCUUCAUCCCUCUUGGACCGCCUGUCUGUAUUAUCCCCCGACAACACACGAGGACACCAGCGGAUGAAAAAUAACAGCGACGGUGCUCCCCCUGGAGGUGUGCCGUCCACGUCCUCUGAAUCGAGUCGCCACCGUUCGGUUGUGGCCACAAGCGCAGUGCGGGCUCUGGCCAAAUUUCUUCGCCCGGACUGGUGGAUGGCACGAAAGACCGCGUUUCUGACGGAGGAACAGGCAAAAGAUGAGGACGUCAGCCAAAUGACUCAGGAGGAGGCCGAUAUGCGUGGGCUGCUCGAGUACCGCAUAGUGCGCGAACUGCAUAAAAAGAUGCUGGUGACGUCGACGUCAGCGACAGCCUCGAGUACUACUGCUACGAGCUCUACUGAAGGCGCCGCUGCUGGUGCAAGUCAGAAAGAGCCCGAGAAGAUACAGUUGCUGCCGGAAUACUGGAGCUUGGACGACGAGAAAUCUAGAAUGCAACAGGAGACAGACCUGAUCGAAAUCUUCGAAAACGUUCUUCGCAGCGAUUUUGCCACAGCAGACGCGCAAGCGGAAUCAGAGAUUUUUGCUCGUGCAGCUUCACGAGGACCAGCGGCUCCUGUUCCAGAUGAUAGUCAGACGGAUACAGGAGUAUCAGGACCUGCGACCGUGAGGUGCGCGUUCUCCCGAGGUACGGCCGUAAGACAAGUCAGGGCGGUAAUUAUGAUAGGCCACAACUCGUCCUCCACCUCCUCCUCCUCGUGUGAAAUAAAACACGGACAGCAACAGAGAAGACGAGGGCUGUAGUGAUUUUUCCAUAAUUAAACAACAACAAGAGAUCAUGUUGACCACCAUGGUGAUUUGCAUUUAAUAAACAAGAAAUCUUGGACUUGGUACUACACCUAUUUGGACAGUUGUAGUAGUUGUACCUACUGCGCUGUUUACUAGUAGUACAACCACUUGAAGAAUGUAGUAGUUGUAGCUUCUCGCAAUUAGGAAUUGAAGUCACUAGAACUAGCAGCUCAGCGUCUACAAGCACGUAGCUGCAAGUGCGUUUUUCCAUGACGCCAGGAGAUCGGGAGGGGGACGCGUUGUGCACUCGGAUAGUAUUGGUUGCGGAUCUACUCGAGAAUUUUAUGCUGAUGGAAGAACAUCGGCAGGUCGAACAGACAACUGGAAAGCAGGCUGUACGACCAUCGGACAGCGGUGAGGUGGAGCAGCAACAGCAAGAGCCUCCAGUUACUGCUGCUGCUGGUGGAACAAGCGUGGGACCGGAACAACAAACUCGAACUACAGGCACGACUGCUGCUGGCUUGUCAGAACAAGUCUCCGCUGGGUGGAUCCGGGGGGCGGCAGCCAAGAUAGGUUUCCUUGGUGCAGCAAUGAAUAAAAUACGUCGACAAGGUGCAGGCCCGCAGGCGAUCGAAAACCAACCGGAAGGAGAGACCGGAGUAAAGCAGCCGAAAAUAUUCAGCCGUGUGGUAGUUGGCCGUUACCCUGCACUGAAGGUCGUGAUAACCAAGAAACGCCUGGUCAACGCGCAGCAGUUCGCGUGGAGGGCGUUUGGGUGGCAAACAGUGAGCAUAUCGGAACACAAUGACGAACUCGGUGUCUUGGGGGACAUGUAUUUCAAAACCUUCGGGGUCGGGGAGGCACAACUACGUGGGAGUCAAGAAAUAACGCGGUUGCUCAAGAAAGCGUUAAUGUUGAAGCCGGACGAGAACCCGGAGCAGGAGGUGGACGUCGACUGGUAUGACGCACCACACCUGAACGGACGUAACAAAGGAUGGGAGGGCGUAUCGCUUGAAGACCGCCUGCUCGAGCAGAUCCAUACUGUGCUGAGAGACUUUUCCUACAGGGGCCUGACCGAAGGCGAGCUUCAGACGCUGCAAUGGGCGUCCUGGGCCAGACGCCCCGGUAGAAUCGUCCGUAAAAUAAACCUCUUGCCCCUUGCAGCUGCCGGAGAAGGAGAUGAUGACGUUGACGGCCAUGAUAACACUAGUUCGAGUGGCGCGCCGCCACAACAACCGGCCGAGGAGACACCGGGGGCUUCGUCAAGUUCUGCGAGCGGGUCGUCCGACGCAAUAGCAAGUGCAGCGCAAGAAGAAGCGACUCGCGAUUCGUCGGAAGAUGCUACGCGCCUCGAAGGAGGAGCAUCAGGAGCAGGCGAGGAUGCUGGAGGUUUAUUAAAAUCUAGCACCGCUACUGAUCAUCGAAUUGGCGAUGAAGACGAGGAAGGUGGUGCGCCGGUACGACGCGGCAUGACAGCGCCAGUACAGGAACCGGCGGCGGUUGAAUCGACAGGAAAUCAUGACUGGACUGAUUUUUGGGGUGGACCGGAGGAUCACGAUGAGGAAGCUUCUAUUGUUGAUGAAGAGGAGCCACAGGUAGACAAUACUGCAAAUGGGUCUUUGUCAUCAGCAUCCCCGCCGGGGCAGGCGGCCGCACAACGAGAGCAGGGUGAAGAUGAUGAUAUUGCGGCGGAACUUGCAGAGAAACUGGCCAGAUGGGAAGCCCAACAACAGGCAGAAAGUCUUGCCAUUGACGCGGAACUUGCGAGGCAGCUAGCCAGCCUGCCCAAGGAACCGGAUAGUCCAGGUGCGGACGGCAGUGCGGGAAGCGGGCAUGAUGAUGCAACCGUACGACCUGCAGCCGCAUCUUCCUCUUCUGGCGCGACACCACUGCCUGCCGCCGCGCGCGGUGCCGCUAGUACACCGGUUGCGGUUGAUGACGUCGCAAGGCCUGUAGGAGAACUACAGCCGGGGAUCAUCACGACCCCGCCGUCCUCUCCGACGCCGUCUCCGUCUUCUGAAGAAGAAAAAACAAAGCAGGGUGACCACAAAAAACCCCCUUCGCCGCGGCGGCCUAACCCCUUGGACAAGGCGUUGCGGCGACAGAACCUCGCCGCGGGGGCAUCUCCAGGCGGAGAGGCUUCCAGCAAUUCAGCUUCCUCUUCGUCCUCGCAGGAUGCCGCGAUCUGGUCCCCGCAAGCAAGACCAACAAGGCCACGGGGGGUGCCAGGCGUGCCGUUUCUCCAGCAGUUGAAAAAAACGCGACCAGUAAAGACAAAGAAGAAGAAAAAAUAAAAUUUUUUAUCCCAGCCGGAGUUGUAACUGCUUGAAAAAAAGCAUGAGCAUCUUGAUGGUGUACCAAGAUGAGUAGGUUUUUUAUUGAGGAAUCCUCAUCUUGUGUAAGUAUAACAAAAAUAGUACAUCAUCAGUGCUGCUCGUUGUUUGAACGCGUUUUCUUUCGGACGGCGACAUGAGCCAUUCAUUCUUGAUGCAGAGUCUCUGGACGAUGGUCCUGGAGCUGCCCGCACGUAUAGUCAUCCUCAGCUGAAAGUGAAACGAACCAAAACCGCUGCUAGACAUCCUUGUAGUUCAUUUUCGAUGGCGGUUCUUUCGCUCUUCCACCAGCGAAGCUCCAAAAAAGCGACAGUCGUAGCUUUCUAUUUUUUCCAUUGUACGAUAAAGAUAAUUAUUUUCGGCGUGAGGCGAUGCGUUCUUCGUCACAUACUAAUUUAUGAUUUCGCUAUACAAUUUUUCCGCGCUUCUAUACGGCGAGGUUACAUGAAGAUCUAUCAGAGAGACUGUAUGAUUUUUCGUAGCUGCCUAGUAUCUAAUGCCAAAAUUAUUAGAACGAAAGGCAGUGCUUGUGCCAUACAAUCAUGAAUGAUUUUCGAACAUUUCUCGUCCCUCCUGGAUGUAGUAUUUUGUUAUUGCACAUCCACAAGCACAUGCACAAUGAGUCGUGGUUUGUAUAAUCUAAAUGCCGUUGUAUUGCUUCAACUACAUCAGAAACUCUGCAACAAAUUCUGGAACUACUAAGCCUGAUGCAUAGAUACGAAGAACAACCGCCCAGCCGAAGUC